UUUUAACACUCUCAGCCUCCCUGCGGUGCUUUCCAUCGUGUUAGAUGGAGCUUUAUGGCCCAUCCUGGAAAGCAACACCUUCAACCCCAACAUCAAUAACAAUUCGAGUUCCAAUUUUGCCGUUGCAAUCGGUCAAGAUAUAUCCCAAACCCUAAAACGCUGAAAUUCCCCAAAUUGUUGCUUCAGCCGCCGUUAUCAUUGCAACCAUGUUUCCAUGGAAAAUUGCGAAGUCGGCAGAGGCGAUGUUCUCCCGCUGGGCGACCAAGAGGGUUUGCAAAUUUUUUCUGAAGAAGAAAUUUGGGGAGUUUAUUUUGGGGGAUAUUGACCUGGACCAGCUGGACGUGCAACUCACUCAAGGAACGAUUCAGCUCAGCGAUCUUGCGCUUAAUGUGGAUUACAUUAAUAAGGAGUUUAGCAAGGCAGCAUCUUUAAUGGUCAAAGAGGGAUCUAUUGGAUGCCUAUUGGUUAAUAUGCCUUGGAGUGGUAAAGGUAGUCAGGUUGAAGUGGAUGGGCUUGAACUAGUCAUUUCUCCUUCCACAGAUAAAAUUCCAAUGGGUGAUGAAACUUGUGUUACUGGCAGUAAUGAUACUGAGCAUCUCGAGUAUGGCUCAUCUAGGACUGGCCAAGAUGUAACUGAUGAUGCGCUAAAAUCAUCUUUGAUGGAUGUCCAUGAAGGUGUUAAAACUAUUGCAAAUAUAGUAAAGGGGUUGCUCACCUGCUUCCAUGUGAAAAUGGAAAAUGUAAUUUUUGCAUAUCAUCCAUCAUUAGAUAAUGGAGACAAGAAAACAGAAUGCCAUGGGACCCUAGUUCUUCGCAUUUCUGAAAUAGAGUGUGGGACAUGUUUGUCAGAAGAUGCUGAUUCAAAUGCUGAUGUACUUGGAAUUAACCGGUUAACAAAUUUUGUGAGGUUUAAAGGAGCUAUGUUUGAGCUUCUUAAAAUAGACGAGGAUGAUAAUUGUGCGUCUUCUUUAUGUGAAUUAGGAGCAGGAUGUGGAGAACCUGUCAUGACUGGGAAAAAAGAAGGAUUUGGUGGGGAGGUGAAGUUAAGCAUUCCUUGGAAGAGUGGGUCUUUAGACAUUCGCAAAGUGGAUGCAGUUGUUUCUGUUGAUCCUAUAGUCUUAAGAUUUCAACUUAGCACCAUUAAAUGGUUCUUAUGUGCAUGGGAAAAUUAUGCUAAUCUGGAAAAGAAUGGACAAGUUUGUUCAAAUCACAAAUCAAGGGGAUCUGCACAGCUGAAAUCUACUUUGGUAUGCCAUUCGUCAAAUUCAGUCUCUGUUGGCAGUGCUGAUUACCACAAUUUUCUGGAUGAUUCCUCUAAUUUGACCUUGCUUGAACCCCAUACUGAACCUUGGGUUCCUGAGUCUCGUCUUAUAUCAAAUUGGGUACCAUUUUCUGCUGAUGUAAAUCAGAAAGAUGGUAUUCGAGAACUUGAUUUUGGGGCUAGCGUGGAUCAGUUUUUUGAAUGCCUUGAUGGAAUACGGAGCUACCAAUCAGCUUUAGGGAACAGUGGAAUGUGGAACUGGACAUGUUCUGUGUUUAGCGCUAUCACUGCUGCAUCCACCCUUGCUUCUGGAUCUUUGCAUACUACUUCUGAGCAGCAACAUGUGGAAACCAAUCUCAGAGCAACUUUUGCUGGAAUAUCUGUUGUGUUGUCUUUCAGUGAUGAUGAACAGCGCUGUUAUGGGCUACACACUGAUAAUGUGGUUGCAGACUGCAAUGAAAUUCUUCUUUCUCUUAAGGUAUGCCCUCAAGUUACAAUUGUUGAGGGAAUGAUGAAAAAUAUGGAAGUUGCUGCUUUUUUGAAUUCUGGAAUCGAUGCUGUAGAUUCUGGUUUACAAGGAUAUAAUAAUACUAAGAAUCAAAGUGCUUUGUUUCAACAUCUACAAGCUGAGGUCCUUGGGGCUCUACCAUCAUCGGUCUCUUGUGAUCUAGGUCCUGAUUCUGAUUCUUUACUUGGAUUAGCUGCAAUGGACUUUCCAUUGGGAAAUAGUGAUAGCUUAUUGAAAGUGACAUUGUUUAAAACAUCUGGUGUCACCAAUUGCAAAUUCACUUUGCAAGCAAGUUCUGACGGAAGUCUAACUGGGCCAGUAUCGUUUUCUUUGAGCCUGCCACCAUUUACUUUCUGGGUAAUUUUUUCUGUCAUAAGCGUGUUCACUAACCUGCUUAGGGAUGUUGAACAAUCGGUGGAAGUGCCCAAUAAAGCAAACAAAGAUAUGUAUAAAGCCUCAGAUAAGAAGGAAGGUUCUGAUUCAUGUGUAACAUUGCUCUCCACAACAGAACGUUUGCAUGGUGAUAUAUCAAUUUCUGGUGCAAGGGUAAUACUGUGUUUUCCUUUAGAAAGAGGUGAAGAUCAUGAGCGUUUCUUUUCAUGGAAACAGUUUAUUGCUCUUGAUUUUACUUCACCAUCACCUUCGAAGAAGAGUUUCACUUCAGACUGUAUUCCACCAUCAAAUGCAAGCUCAAAGAGGUGGUUUCCUUCAGCAGACGCAAAAUCUCUGCAACUCAGUUUUAGUGAUUUAUGCAUGUACUUGAUUACAUCAACAAGUAAUGAUUGCAGUAGAAUCAGUUCCUGUAAUUUGCAGGAUGAAAAGUUUUCUGCUAGUCGCCUUCUGUCUGUUGACAGCCAACCUGGUUGUUACUCUGUUAUUAAUGUGGUUUGGCAGGAGGGUCUGGUGACUGGUCCUUGGAUUACAAAGAAAGCCAGGUUGUUAGCAAAUUCUGAUCAAUUCAGGAGCAGAGAUGAUUUUGUAGGAAGAGGCUAUGAGUUUGCAUCUGCAUCAACGGUCAGAGAUCUGGAGGAAUUGAAAUCUCAAACUCAACAAGAGAUGAUUCUAAGUUCAUCAUUUUUCAUUCAUGUUCAUCUACCUCAACUUAUGAUCUACCUGAGUGAUUCUCAAUAUAAAGAUAUACAUCGCCUUGUACAUCAGAUGCUAAAUGAAUUGGAAUGUGUGGCUUCUCAGUCAGUCACUGAUGAGAAAGAUUCUUUUAGUUCACAAUCAUCAGUGUUUGUGGAAUGUGAUUCUUUAGAAAUUGUGAUUAGCAUGGAGACAUCUGAGAGUAUCAGGAGCUCAUUGCAAAGUGAGCUUCCAGGAUCAUGGGAUCGAUUGAAACUGAAAGUUCAAAACUUUGAUUUGCUGUCUGUCACAAAUACUGGCAGUGUUAGGGGUGCCGAAUUUUUCAGAUUAACUCAUGGUGAGGGCAAGUUGUGGGGUUCCAUCACCAGGGCUUCUGAUCAUGAUUUUCUUCUAAUUACCAGUGACAACUCCGCAAUGAAACGAGGUAAUGGGGGAGGCUCUAAUCCAUUGUCCUCUAGACAUGCUGGUUCUGAUAUCAUACAUUUGUCUGACCCAGAGAUUUCCCAUGUUUCUACAUCUAUAACUGUAGCAUGUAGUACAGUUGUUGCUGUUGGUGGUCGCUUGGAUUGGUUCAGUGCAAUAUCAUCCUUUUUCAGUUUUCCCUCUUCUGAUUCCAAUGAAGCAGGUGAUAAUACUGUACCAGAUGAAGAUGUGAAAGGAUGUUGCAGGACCGACUUUGUUCUCAACUUGAUUGAUAUUGCAUUAUGCUAUGAGCCCUAUGUGAUGAAUCCAGUGGUUCACAGUGAAGUCAAAGAUUCUGAGUCUGACUUCUCUUAUUCCAAUGAGGAUAUGGGUGAUCAACAUGCUUCUUGUCUAUUAGCUGCAUCCUUGUUGACACUUUCAACUACACCUUUGGGAGAUUUAGUUGAGAAUUGUUAUCAAAUUAGAGUACAAGAUCUGGGGCUUCAUGUGGUGUCAGGGACAAAUACUCUUUGUGGCACUUAUAGCGUAGAGCAUCUUCAGAAGGUUGGUUUCAUUAAAGUUGCACAGGAAGCAAUUAUGGAGGCUAAUUUUAAAACCAACUGUGCCAGUGGUAUUCUUUGGGCUGUUGAAUUGUCUAAUUCUCACAUCCUUGUCGAAACUUGCCAUGAUACAACUGCUAGCCUGAUUCGUUUGGGUACUCAACUUCAACAAUUAUUUGCCCCUGAUGUGGAGGAAUCAAUUGUCCAUUUGCAAAAUAGGUGGGAUAUUGUUCAACAGGCCAAGAUGAGGAACCUUGAUUAUGAAACUAAUAACCCUAGCUGUGAUACCCUGGCAACAGCUUCUCAACAAUGCCCUUCUAAGGCAUUUUUGGAGGAUGGAUCUAGAAUGGCUGGCUUAAUGGAUGAGAUAUGUCAUGAUGCAUUUCAAGUGAAUAACAAUAGUACAUUGCAGCCUUGUUCUUCUGAAACAGGAAUUUACUUGCCGCUUGAUGGUAUCUUUAUUGAUGAUAUGAAUCAGAUGAGUAUGGAUGAGCCUGAGGUCCUCUCUCAUAAAGGAUUCUUGUCUGAGUCAAUGCCUGUAAUGGGAACAGAAGGUAAUCACGCUUUGUUUUCACAGGAGGGUUUCUUUCCAGAGGUUAUUGAAGAAUAUUUUCUCUCCGACUUAUGCCCCCUGCCUGAAAUAUCGAUGGAUAUACAUUCUGAGGGACUACAUAGAUACAAGAAGAGCAAUGUGGAAGGUAGAGAUAUUGAAAGAGGAAGUGGUGGAUGGUAUCAGGGCAACUCUCUAAAAGUUGUAGAAAACCACAUUUCAGAGAAAAAUGAACAAACUGAACUAAAACAUUCUGCAGAUGGCUUACUCCUAUCUGAUGAUAAUUCCUUGCGAAAUAAGGCCUGCGGACGUGUGAUUCUUAAGAAAAUUGAUCUAAAGUGGACAAUAUAUGGUGGUUCUGACUGGCCAAUGGAGAAUGGACAGCAUUCUGGGAGAGAUACAACUGUUUGCUUGGAACUUGCAUUGUCUGGGGUGAAAUUUCAGUAUGAUAUAUUUCCAGUUGGUGGAGUAAGUUUAUCCAAGAUGUCUGUGUCUGUUCAAGAUUUUAAACUGCAUGACGGAAGCAGCAAUGCUCCGUGGAAGCUGGUGCUAGGAUAUUAUGAUUCAAAAGGCCACCCUAGAGAAUCUUCCUCAAAAGCGUUUAGAUUGGACUUGGAGGCUGUCAGACCAGAUCCUCUAACUCCUCUUGAGGAGUAUAGGUUACAUCUCGCCUUCCUUCCUAUAAAAUUGCAUCUACAUCAAUCCCAGCUUGAUUUUCUUGUUGGGUUUUUUGGGGGUAAAAGCUCAUCACCUGAUCAAUCUCCUGAUCACCAUCAAGAUGUGGAGGAUUCACAUAUUUUGCUAGAAAGGAGGAAAAAUCUUGUAUAUAAUUCUAUUGCACGUGAGGCAUUGCUUCCUUACUUCCAGAAGCUUGAUGUAGGGCCUAUCCUUGUCCGGGUGGACUACAGUCCCCAUCAUGUAGAUCUAGCUGCAUUGAGAUGUGGGAAGUAUGUGGAACUUGUAAAUCUUGUUCCCUGGAAGGGGGUUGAGCUGAAUCUGAAGCAUGUUGAUGCAGCUGGCAUCUAUGGAUGGGGCAGUGUUUGUGAAACAAUUGUUGGGGAAUGGUUGGAAGAUAUAUCUCAUAAUCAGAUUCAUAAAAUACUGCGGGGCCUUCCUGCUGUACGGUCAUUAAUUGCAGUGGGAGAUGGUGCUGCUAAGCUGGUUUCAUCCCCAUUAGAGAACUACAAGAAGGAGCGGAGGGUGCUCAAGGGUAUGCAGAGAGGUACAAUUGCAUUUCUUAGAAGCAUUUCUGUUGAAGCUGUUGGACUUGGAGUACAUUUAGCUGCGGGAGCCCAUGACAUUCUGUUACAAGCAGAAUAUAUACUCGCUACUUCUGUAACAUCGCCGUUAACAGACAUUCGAUCGAAUCAGCCUCAUGAUGCCCGCCAUGGUAUUAAACAGGCUUAUGAGAGCCUCAGUGAUGGCCUGGGAAAAUCUGCUGCUGUGUUAGUUCAGCCCCUUGAAAAAUAUCAACGCGGCUCAGGUGCAGGGCCUGCCCUGGCAGCUGCUAUUCGAGCAGUUCCUGCAGCUGCCAUAGCUCCUGCUUCUGCUUGUGCUAGUGCUGUACAUUAUGCUCUUCUUGGCAUCAGAAAUAGCCUUGAUCCCGAACGUAAAAAGGAGUCCAUGGAGAAAUAUUGUCCAUCACAACCUUGGGAAGAAGACUGAUUACAGAAUAUCAUAUAAGGAAGGAUUGACUGAUUGUUCCUUUUGCUUCACUGACCAGGCGAGGAGAUCCGAAGGGCUCUCCAUGGAGUGAGGUGUCAUGUAUCAUAUGUAUAGUAGUGGGACCAGUUAGCGUAUUCUUUUGUCAGAGGAAUUGUAAAUGCUGUAAAUAAUGGAGAGUGCUUUCUAUUCUCAUUAUCUGGGGAUAUCUUCUAAGCAUAGGGCUUCCAUUUGCAAUUUAGCAUAACUAACUGUGUACAUAAUAUCAUUCUUUUAAUUUCAAGAUAUCAAUGUAUAUUGCCGUUAUUUUUUUUUUUUGUAAAUAGCACACGCUUGUUACUAUGCUUCCAAUUGUAUAAUUUUAGAAGAGAUUGUAGAAGAAUGAUUUUGAGUAUUUGGAUUACUGAUUUUGCAGGGCAUUUCAUUGUUUUUUGCUUGUGAUUGAGUUGGCAAGCAUAUCGAUAACAAUGCAGAAAACUAUUUAUUAUUGAUUUUUAUGCCAUUAGAAAUUGCGAUCAA
Molecule: messenger RNA, 6548 nt
Organism: Prosopis cineraria
Lineage: Eukaryota; Viridiplantae; Streptophyta; Magnoliopsida; Fabales; Fabaceae
Product: autophagy-related protein 2-like
Biological process (GO): autophagy of mitochondrion; piecemeal microautophagy of the nucleus; autophagosome assembly
Cellular component (GO): phagophore assembly site; extrinsic component of membrane
Molecular function (GO): phosphatidylinositol-3-phosphate binding
Source: RefSeq, a predicted model, not a curated record